AGAGAAGAAUUAUUGUCUUUGAUUUGAUAUUUUUUUUAAAAAUCAAUCCUAAAAAAAAUCUUGCAAAAUCGUCCUGUUGAGGACCCUUUUUAUAUCAUCACCAUCUUCAUCUUCAUCUUCAUCUUCCAUAUCCAUGGCUUCCUCAGACACCUAUUUAUACGUUGUCUACGUCCUAUAAUUCCAAGCUCGCAUAAGCCCCUUAAAUCGGAUACAAAAACCCUUCUCUUUGAAAGAUCUCAUCUUUUUUGUGAAAGCAAAACCCAUCUCAAUCAACGGUUUCUUCUAUCUUUUUUCUGAGUUUGUAUUGAAAGGAAGAUCUGUUCUGGGUUUUGUUUUUUCGAUUCUUACUCUAAUAUUUUCAACUUCCUGACCUCGCGUUGCAGAUUCAAACUCAAUUUCUUUAUAUUCUGUUGCACAAAGGAGCUUCUAUUUCUUUGCCAAUGUGAGUUUUUUGGGAUAAUUUCUUUCUUUAUGAAAUCCUAAAAUACCCAUUUCAAGAUCAUUCAAUCUUGAGCUCCAAAGGCUUCAAAAUUGACCGUUUCAUGGUCUCUGUAUUUUAUUCUUUCACCGUUUGACAAAAGAAAGCCUUUCUUUUUUUCCCUUUAAACAAGCCAUCAAUCUCUAUCUCUGUUGGAUCUACCUCAAAAAUGUAUGGCACUCUAAGCAAGCGAGACCUUGCCUUGGAAUUCCAGUCUCAAAUCCCAAUCUUGAGGCCUAGCAUCCAUGCGAGGAGGGCCAAUAUCACAGUCAAAUUCCAAGACCUUUAUGGGUUUACUGUGGAGGGUAAUGUGGAUGAUGUUAAUGUGUUAAAUGAGAUAAGAGAGAAGGUGAGGGAACAGGGUCGCGUUUGGUGGGCUCUAGAGGCAAGCAAAGGCGCUAAUUGGUACCUUGAGCCGCGGAUUUCUUCGAUAUCUGAAGGAAUUGCAUUGAAAUCAUCCUUAAAGUUGUCAGCUCUGGCAAAUGCCAUCACAUUGAAGAGGCUGAUCAGGAAGGGGAUACCGCCUGUAUUGAGGCCUAAAGUUUGGUUCUCGCUUUCAGGUGCUGCCAAGAAAAAGUCUACGGUGCCGGAUAGCUAUUAUAACGAUUUGACAAAGGCGGUGGAAGGGAAGGUAACGCCGGCUACAAAGCAAAUUGAUCAGGACCUGCCACGAACAUUUCCUGGUCAUCCAUGGUUGGACACUCCAGAGGGUCAUGCUACACUUCGACGUGUUCUUGUUGGCUACUCUUUUCGAGAUUCUGAUGUUGGCUACUGUCAGGGGUUAAAUUAUGUUGCAGCACUUUUGUUGCUUGUGAUGAAAACGGAGGAAGACGCUUUCUGGAUGCUAUCUGUCUUACUUGAAAAUGUCUUGGUUAAUGAUUGUUACACAACUAACUUGUCAGGAUGCCAUGUUGAACAAAGGGUUUUCAAGGACUUGCUAGCUAAGAAAUGCCCGAGGAUAGCUGCGCAUCUGGAAGAACUAGAGUUUGAUGUCUCCCUUGUUUGCACUGAGUGGUUCUUGUGUCUCUUCUCUAAGAGCUUGCCUUCUGAGACAACUUUGCGGGUGUGGGAUGUUCUUUUCUUUGAAGGGGCGAAGGUUUUAUUCCACGUAGCUUUGGCUAUAUUUAAGAUGAAGGAAGAAGAGUUGCUUCUAACUCACCAGGUUGGUGAUGUAAUUAACAUAAUACAGAGGACCACUCAUCACCUCUUUGAUCCCGAUGAAUUGUUGACGGUGGCUUUUGAUAAGAUCGGUUCGAUGACUACUACCACGAUAUCAAAGCAAAGGAAAAAACAAGAACCAGCAGUCAUGGCGGAGCUUGAUCAGAGAUUGAGACGACUAAAUUCGCUCAAAAUGGAUGAUAAAAUGACAUUAAUGUAACAAGUUGAUCAAACUGUAAAUUAUCAAACAUCCUAGCAGGUGGCCUGUUGCCCUUCUGGAGAAAUAUAUCAAGUUCCUGCCUUCUCUCUUCAAGGACCAAUCUAAGAGUGUUGGUUUAUAUGAUGUUGUAGGUGGUAAAUGCAAAUUUUGAACCCUUACUGCAUAUUAUGUUAUAUGUCAAUUCAGGGCAGCAAUGGAUUCUCUUUGCCCCCUCAAGUGAGAUGUUAUCCAAAACUGUUUUAUCAAUUCACACCCCCGCCUUCAUCUCCUGGUUCGCCGUACUUCAUUGGUGAUUCUGUCGCGGGUUUGUAGAUCGAGUAUUUUUGGGAGGCGAAAUUGCAAGAACUGCGAGCACGUUUAUAGGCA
Molecule: messenger RNA, 2222 nt
Organism: Tripterygium wilfordii
Lineage: Eukaryota; Viridiplantae; Streptophyta; Magnoliopsida; Celastrales; Celastraceae
Product: growth hormone-regulated TBC protein 1-like
Exons: 7
Coding region: 648-1856 (402 amino acids)
Source: RefSeq, a predicted model, not a curated record